AUGGGUAAAAACUGGUCUUCUCCUAAUACAAGAUUUCAUGAGCCGAUCCGGGCUUUGGAUUACGUCGGUUGCUUCAAAAAGCUGAAAUGUGAUAUGGCUGCUUGCUUGAACAUGAUUGAAAUUGAUCGUUCACUUCGUGCUGGAAACGACAUUCCCCCAAGAUUCCGACGUGGAGAGGCUCCCCAGGACCAACGGAGAAGAGCGAGAACCCAAAAUGGCUAA
Messenger RNA from Mucor mucedo, 222 nucleotides. RefSeq lists its product as uncharacterized. The record is from RefSeq and is a predicted model, not a curated record. The transcript is spliced from 2 exons. Bases 1 to 222 code for a protein of 73 amino acids. Lineage: Eukaryota; Fungi; Mucoromycota; Mucoromycetes; Mucorales; Mucoraceae.